AUGGAGAAAGUUCCGGACGGGAACGUGAGCGCGGAGAACAGCACAGUGAACCGGCGCUCGUUUCUGGACAGGGGUGCGUAUCAGCACCUGUACCCGGGGGACCUGAGGGUGCUGGUCCCGGUGCUGCUCAGUGUGAUCUGCGUGCUCGGAUUUAUCACAAACGCCACCGCGGUCGGAGUUCUGGUGGGUAACGCGCGCAAAAGUAAGCUGUCCCUGAUUAACGCGCUGAUCCUGAACCUGCUGAUGGCGGAUGUUCUGCUGGUAGGGUUCGCGGUUCCGUUUAAAAUCACCGCGUUUUCCCGCGCAGGCUGGACUCUGGGUCUGAUGGUGUGUAAAACGUGCGACUGGUUCGUGCACGCGUGUAUGGCGGUCAAGAGCUUCACGGUGGCGAUCAUGGCGAAGGCGUGUUACAGGUAUGUGAGCAACCCGACCAAGCCGGUCUCCAUCAGGCUCAAGAGCAUCAUGGUGCUCCUGAUCUUCUCCUGGUUUUUGGCGUGCGCGCUGCCGGUGCCGCACUGGCUCUUCGCGGAGCUGCAGAGUGAAGAUGGAAGGCUGCUGUGUGUCCAAGUGGUGCCACCUGACGCGCGGAACUUCAUGUCUGUGUACGUUAAGGUGUACCCUCUGGUGGCUUUCUGCGCGCCCUUGAGCUUUGCCCUGCUUUACUUCUGGCGCGCUUAUGGACGAUGCCAGCGCAGAUGCACCAAGACGCAGAAUCUCCGCGCGCAAAUCCGGUCGCGCAAACUGACACUGAUGCUGUUCGGUCUGACCGUGGCCAUGGCCAGCAUGUGGCUCCCACACUGGGUGUCGUGGGUGUGGAUGCGUCACGCAGCGGACAGUGAUGGUCCAGCACCGCCCGUGUUGUUCUCAGUAGCCUCGCAGGUUCUGAUGUUCGGCCUGUCGCUGGUGAACCCGCUCAUAGUUCUCGCGCUGUCAGAGGAGUUCCGGGAGGGUUACAAGGACCUGUGGAGGAGGCUCACACUGCGCAAACACCCACCCAAACAGCCCAAACCAGGGCCACACGCCCCCACUGCGCCCCGGUCACCCACCCCUAGACCUGAAGCUUCUGCACAUUUUCCCCCACUGACACAACCUGACCAGCCACCGGUGGAGGAGAGUUCUGGUGAUGGUAAUAAGGAUGGUGUGGUGCUGCCCGAUGUCGAGCAGUUCUGGCACGGGCGCGAGAACGACUCCAUGUCACAAGAAAAUGACCCGGUACCCUGGGAGCACCAGGACCCGAAAGAUACCAAGCAGUAA
Molecule: messenger RNA, 1254 nt
Organism: Trichomycterus rosablanca
Lineage: Eukaryota; Metazoa; Chordata; Actinopteri; Siluriformes; Trichomycteridae
Gene: gpr151
Product: G protein-coupled receptor 151
Exons: 1
Coding region: 1-1254 (417 amino acids)
Biological process (GO): G protein-coupled receptor signaling pathway
Cellular component (GO): plasma membrane
Molecular function (GO): G protein-coupled receptor activity
Source: RefSeq, a predicted model, not a curated record